Schistocerca nitens (vagrant locust) is the source of this 1356-nucleotide messenger RNA. Its product is annotated as agrin-like. NCBI's taxonomy places the organism in Eukaryota, Metazoa, Arthropoda, Insecta, Orthoptera, Acrididae. Gene Ontology annotation, molecular function: calcium ion binding. The coding region runs from base 1 to 1356 and encodes 451 amino acids. The record is from RefSeq and is a predicted model, not a curated record. The transcript is spliced from 8 exons.
AUGUUCAAAUUGACGAUACACGUGACGGCGGCCUCAGUGGAUGUGCGUCGGCUGGGCAGUACGUGCUACGCAGACGGCGACUGCGCACUGAAGAACAGCCUCUGCCACCGUGGCUCCUGCCGCUGUCGCAACGGGCUGCAACCCUCACACGACGGCCGACGCUGCCUCGUGUAUCGGAUUGCAGCAUUUGAUGGUGAGUCCUACAUUCAACUGAAAAGUCUGAAAGCUUACAACAAACUAAAUAUCGAAAUGGAAUUCAUCUCAUACGCAAACGAUGGUCUUCUGCUGUACAACCAACAAAAGGAAGACGGAAUAGGUGAUUUCGUCUCCCUCGCCAUUAUUGAAGGCUACGUAGAAUUCAGAUACGACUUGGGAAACGGUGCCGCGGUUUUAAGAUCGGCCAACCGGAUUACACUGGGUACGCUGCACCAUGUGAGUGCGCGCCGUUACCACCGGGACGGCUUGUUGCGGCUGGAUGCUGGCCCUGAGGUGGUGGGCCAGUCGCAAGGGGCGCUGCGCGCACUGGACCUGCAAAUGGAUGCUUUCGUCGGUGCAGUUCCUACCAAUCUAACAAGGGUGUCGGAAAAUGUGGGAGCAGCACGUGGCUUGGUUGGCUGUGUGCAGCAGCUGAAACUCAACCAGGAGGAGGUGCGGCUGCACGAGGGCGAGCCGCUGGUAGUUCGCGCGGUGGGUGUACAGGAGUGCGGUGCAAACCCGUGCGCACGCUUGCCCUGCCACAACGGUGGAUCCUGUGCGCCUACUGCGGCACAGAGCUUCCGCUGUCACUGUCCUCCCGAGUUCACAGGUGCCUAUUGUGAGAAGAGAGUGGGCCCGUGCGUUUCGAGUCCAUGUGUUGCCGGAACCCAAUGUGAAGUAAUGCAGGGAGGAGGUUUCACAUGCAAGUGUGCUCCGAGCAACAACAGCCAUGCCUGCCAGUAUUCUGAUGCAGGAAACCGGGAAGCAUUCGUACCUGAAUUUAACGGUAGUUCGUAUAUUGAACUACCAAGACUGGAUGGUGUUGCAAGAGCUUUCGCUUUGGAAAUAUGGUUCCUCACAAAUAUGAAUGAUGGAAUUCUGCUUUACAACAGUCAACAAUUAGAUGGAAAGGGUGAUUAUAUUGCCCUUGUGCUUAUAAGUGGUCAUAUACAAUUUCAUUUCAAUCUCGGAAGUGGACCAGCAAAUAUCAGGACCUCAAACAGAGUAGACCUCAGAAAAUGGCAUUCUGUGAAGAUUAGCCGUGUGGACCGAGAAGGAACCCUGCAGUUAGACGAUGGGCCAGUCGCGAGAGGGACCUCAGGACCACCAUUAACUGAACUCAACGUUGAAUUACCGCUGUACAUAGGAGGAAUACCGUGA